Molecule: messenger RNA, 1067 nt
Organism: Cylas formicarius (sweet potato weevil)
Lineage: Eukaryota; Metazoa; Arthropoda; Insecta; Coleoptera; Brentidae
Gene: COX5A
Product: cytochrome c oxidase subunit 5A, mitochondrial
Exons: 2
Coding region: 97-555 (152 amino acids)
Biological process (GO): mitochondrial electron transport, cytochrome c to oxygen
Cellular component (GO): mitochondrial inner membrane
Source: RefSeq, a predicted model, not a curated record
UUCUGUCACUUAAAGGUUAUGUCAAAAAUUUAGUGGUUUACAUAACUUUCUACGUUUGGUACUUAGGAAACGACUAGAUCCAGAUUUUCUGCAAGAAUGUUCCGUACAGUGGCCGCGCGCUCCCAAGCGCUUCUCAUCAACGCCCUGAAACCUCAAGCUGCCAGAAACAUAGCCACAUCGUCGAAACUGCUCCACAAAGAGGUCACGGAAACCGACGAGCAAUUCGAUGCGCGUUACGAAAACUUCUUUAAUAGAACGGACAUCGACGGGUGGGACAUCAGACGCGGCAUUACCGAUUUGUGGGGUCACGAUUUAGUACCGGAACCCAGAAUUCUCGUCGCUGCUUUGAAGGCGUGCCGCAGGGUCAAUGAUUUCUCCAUGGCUGUCAGAAUCCUGGAGGCAGUUAAAUCGAAAUGCGGUAAUCGAGCCGACGAGAUUUAUCCUUGGAUAAUCCAGGAAUUGAGGCCCACUUUGACAGAAUUGGGUAUUAACACACCAGAAGAGCUCGGCUAUGACAAGCCAGAGUUGUUUACCCAAUCAGUUUACAACAUGUAAAAUUUGAUUAAGUAAAACAAUUGCAAAAGUGGUACUUGUUAUAAAUAAUUUGUAGUAAAGUCAUUAAAAUAUAAGUCACAACUUUUAUUUCGUUUUCUUGUCACUAAUUGCAUUUUUUACCCUUCAGGAAGAUUUGUUUAAUAAUUGAUUAUUUCGACCAUUUCUAAGUAUGUUUCCAUAAUUACCUUGCUUUUAACCAAUACUACAUUAUCUAUGGUUUGUACCUAAUUGAAACUAACCAAAUUCAUGAUCUGUUGCCCACCAAGGAUGCCUGUUUCAUGCUCCAAUAUUUUGUAAUAGUAAAAAUGUUUUAGUAAUAAUUGAAACUGGUGCUUUUAUUUCACUUUCUUAGAUUAAAAUGUAACUGGUAAGAAUUUAGCUGUUGCAUUUUUAUAGUUGUCCCUUCCCAAUCAAGAUAAGUUAGAGUACCACCUCUCAGUUUUUUAAAUUUGUUGUAAAGUAGUGACAAAUUGGGAGGCUGGAAUGGGAAAUGUUACUGUUCUAGGACAAGG